CUGGAAAAGGACGACUGAUCUCAUACUUGCUGCAGCAAGAAAACUUGACAUCCAGCCAUGAAAGGCAUGAAUUUCAAAGAUGACCUGGAAUUCCUUUUACAAGGUGUGUCUGAAUUUGAUAUCCAGUGUGACGCUGUGCCAUCUGACAUAUUCGUGCAUGGAUCUUCAGCAUUUCCUAUUGGACUCACCCCAGACGGACAGACAUUCCUUGCUGGAGCUUACUUUGGACAGGGACGGGUGAUUGUGGCCAGCCAUGACACCUAUCUAGGCCUUCAGUCAUUGUCCACUUUCAUGACCAAUGCUGUCCACUGGCUUGAUAAAAAGCGAAAUGGGGUUAUCGGAGUCUUACCUAAACUUAAGGCGGCCUACUCCCUGCUGAAGAACUUGGGACUACAAUGUGAGUUGACUGGGUUUAAGGAAGACCUAAGUGUCUUUGUUUGCACCUCCUACAUUGAUGCUCAGUCUAAAGACAUCCAGGAAUUUGUUGCUGGUGGUGGUGGUCUCCUGAUAGGUGGACAUGCUUGGCAUUGGGCCCAGUGCAAUCCUGGCCGCAAUGUGAUGAGAGAUUGCCCUGGAAAUCUGAUCCCCAACAAGAUGGGAUUAAGCCUCUUGGGGAAAACUCUGAAAGCUGGGAAGUACAAGGUGCCACAAGUGAAGCAUCCUGAUGUUUCCUCUACACAGAUGUAUCAUUUCCAGGAUUUGCUGCAGCAUUUUGCACAACAUGUGCUUCAGGGUCAGCAGCUGGGAGAUUAUGAACAGCAAUUUCUGAAGAGGCUUGGCAGUGACUGCAUUAUUUAUCUCUGGAUGCAGGCAUUCGACUGUGACAUGUAUAAGUCAGUAGUUGCACUUCUCACAGACAUAUUUAAGGCAGGAUUUCCACAGGUGUCUCCUACACGUCCUGUUAAAAGUGCAAAGGAUCACCUGCUACUCCGGGUGGGGACAGAGUUAUCCAGGCUCAGCGAAGACACUGAUGAACUUCUGUCAUACCUCAUCGUAGACACACCUAAACUACCAACUGUGACCGAUGCGAAAGUCUGGAUCAGUGCUAACACAGCAGAUCAUUCAGAAUGGAUAAGUACAGGUCUGUAUCUUUCUCCUGGAAUGAAGACCAACAUUACAGUGCCUGGCACAAUCACAGGAAAGGGUUGGCAGGUGCAGAUCGGCUGUCAAACAGAUGACUUAAGCAGCGCAGAUGAACUGAAACGAGCUCCGGUGGUGUUUGUACGUUUCCCUUUGGAAAGAGAGAAUCUGCAAGUCUGGAAUCUGUGGGGAGGACUCAUAUACCUGAUCGCACCUCCUAGAAGUACAGUACCUGAGAUGGAGGUCGUCAUACAGACAGCUGUAAAAGCACCGUACUACAAGUCUGGAGAGACCAGCGUAUCUGACUGGGUCGCUGAGAUCCGUAAAGCACCAGCACCUUGGGCAGAGCUGGAGUUUGAGAAUCUCAUCAUCACCUUGCCAUCAGACGUGAUACGACACCUGGACCGUCCAGACGAAGUGGCCGCUCUCUGGGAUUCCAUUAUGAGGGGCGUAGCUGACUUGGCUGCUAAGCCUGGAAAGUUUACCCGCAAGGAACGCUUCGUCGCUGAUGUUCAGAUCUCAGCUGGCUUUAUGCAUGCAGGUUACCCCAUUAUGAUGCACUCUACAUCUGCCCCUGACUUGGUGAAACCAUAUGUAGCUGGUAAAAGUUUUUGGGGCCCAGUCCAUGAAUUGGGCCAUAACCAGCAACGCUCAGACUGGGAGUUUCCACCACACACUACUGAGUGUACCUGCAACCUGUGGUCUGUAUAUGUACAUGAGGUGGUGCUGGGUGUGAACAGGGCAAACGCUCAUAGGGAACUGACCGCAGACAAACGGCAGAGCCGAAUACAGACAUACAUCGACGGACAACAAAAUCUGAACAACUGGAAUGUCUGGACAGCACUGGAGACUUACCUGCAGCUGCAAGAACAGUUUGGCUGGGAUGCCUUCAAGAAAGUCUUUGCAGCUUACCAUGACAUGAAGAACAUACCAAGAGACAAAGAUGACAAGAUGAACCUGUACGCUGAGACCUUCUCCAAGGUGGUAGGGAGGAAUCUGGUUGCCUUCUUCAAAGCCUGGGGCUGGCCCAUCCAGCCCAGCACUGAAGAGAAGCUGUCCAGCCUGCCUGAAUGGAGUGACCAUCCUCUGGCCCAUUAUAAAUAGCUAAAAUAACCAUGUUUCAUAGAGAACAGUGUCUGUCUCUGAAUAUAAACAUUUCAUGGUUCAGAUAGUCCUCAGAAAUCAUUUAUAGUGUAUACACUUAUUCUGAAAUGAUUUUUCUUAGUUUCUUUCUCUAAACUGUUUUCACAUAGAUACGUUCAUGAAUGGCAUUUGCUUUUGACAGGAGUGAAAAUCAGAAUGGCUUUUAGGUUCAUGUUUAUGUUACUAAUGGUUUAAUAGGUGACCUGUGACUGAUUCUAAAUGAAGUUGAUGUUUUUCUAAUAGGAUCAAAAGGAGUUUUACAGAAAACUAUUGGUCUCUAAUGGUAACCAUUGAGCCAAGAAGCAAAAUCACUAGGUUUUAAUCCUAAUGGUUCCAUUGGUCUAUGUUCAGCAGGGCCUUUUCCCUGCAGGUUUUAGGGAAUUGAGAAGAUCACAUAGCACAUUGUCUAAUUGAGUCUUUCUGUCUUCAACAUGUUCAUUUACUGUAAUAAAAUCUUCAUCAUCUGCCACUACCAGAAACAAUCAGUUCAACGCUAAAAGCAAUAAGAUCUAACAGAAUCACAUUUACUUAUAGAAUACAUGUUUAAAAUGAUUCUCUUUUAUUUUUUUUGAUUGAUAAUUAUGCAUAUUAAUCAUUUUGCCUGCAGCACCGUGCCUUAUGACAUGCUUAUUAUGUGCAAAUAUAUAACAAUAUGCACAUCUUGGUUGGUUUGUUGGUUAAAUGUAAGACAAUUACAACUGCAAUGCUUCAAUUUCGUUCUUGUAGCACAAAGUGCACAUAGAUAAGAUAAAAUUAAUGAAAAAUAAAAUCAACUACAAAAAGCAACACCUGUUUCAUGACUUCAAUUUUGUGUACAGUUUCACUGUAAAUUAAGCAUUAACACAAGUGACUUAAAGUGAUUGGACCAUAAAGUGAUUGGACCAUAAAUCAUGUACAUG
Molecule: messenger RNA, 3122 nt
Organism: Colossoma macropomum (tambaqui)
Lineage: Eukaryota; Metazoa; Chordata; Actinopteri; Characiformes; Serrasalmidae
Product: TRPM8 channel-associated factor homolog
Exons: 7
Coding region: 58-2184 (708 amino acids)
Source: RefSeq, a predicted model, not a curated record